GGGAAGCAACCUCCCCUCUCCUUUAUUAUUUAUUUAAAGGGGAAGUUUGAGUCGGGGCAAUAAAAGUCGGCGGUGGAUAAAAAGAAACAUACGCCAUGGCGGAGGAAGAGGAGGAGGAAGAAUCGGCGCUUCGGGCCGAAGUAGAGAGGCUGAGCGCCGAGCUGGCCGAGACCAGCGAGCAGAAGGUGCAGGCGGCCCGCUACGGCCUGGCGGUACUGGAGGAGCGGCGGGGCCUACAGCAGCGCCUCACCGAGCUGGAGUCGGAGCAUGAAGCCACCAUCCAGGAGCUGGAGCGGCUCAAGGAGGCCUUCGCCGACGUGUGCAGCAACCAGAGGAAAGUGGCAGCCGAUGGCGAGAGCCGCGAGGAGACGUUGCUGCGGGAGGCGGCGCGCAAGGAGGGUGACCUGGUGGCCAGGAUCGCCGAGCUGCAGACCGAAAGCCGGCAGACCAAGGCGGCGCUCACCAACACGUUGUCUGAGAAUGAGCGGCUCACCGGCGAGCUGCAGGAGGCGAGGAAGGUCGGUGAGGCACUGGAGGCGGAGAAGGCACAGCUGAGGGAUGAGAUGAAAGAGUUCAAAAUUCGAGAGAGCCAGCAGCUGCAGGACUGCACAGAGCUGGAGGAGGAGAACAUCUCGCUACAGAAGCUGGUCUCCGUGCUGCGGGAGAACCAGGUGGAGUUCGAGGGCCUGAAGCAUGACCUGAGGCAGCGAGAGGAGGACAUCGAGAUCCUCCAUGGACAGCUGGAGGAGGCCACUAGGCUGCGGGCUAUCACGGAGCGGAACCUGGAGGAGGCGCUGGAGGCCGUGCGCUCGGAGCGCGAGCAGAAGAACGCCCUGCGCCAGGACCUCUUGGCCCACGCCAACGCCGUGCCCACCUGCGGCCUGCACCCCCACCUCCAGGAGCUGGCCCUGAAUGACGGAGCCUUGGGCCCCGAUGAGCUGGACAGUGGCUUCCAGCCGGCUGAGGGGUCGGGGCAGUCGCUGGCAAGCCGGGACCCCUCCCCUCCCCGGCAGCCCCCCGCCCUGCCGCCCUGCCCCGGGCUGGUCUCCGACCUGUUCACUGAGCUCAGCCUGUCCGAGGUGCAGAAGCUGCGUCAGCAGCUGGCACAGCCUCCAGGCCUCCCGCUUCUCCAGGCCUCGGAACAGGAGGCCCUACCGCCUCCUCCUGCUGGUCCUCCUGGGUUUCUUCCUCUGCUGGGCCCCAUACCACGUGGCGGGCCUACUCCUCCUGUCGGACGACUACAGCCUCCAGGGCUGGGUGCUGGCCGUCGAUCCGGCCCUCACCAGCCUGGCCUACCUCAACAGCUGCCUCAACCCCUUCCUGUACGCCUUCGCCGGGCGCCAGGGCCGCGGGCAGCUCCGUCGGGGCCUAAAGAGCCUCCUCGAGGGGGCUUCGAAGAGGAAACGUCCCUCAGCUGUAACCAGCCCAAGGCCGCCGUCACAACAGUCUCCCAGAUGAUCGAGGCCUCAAGCCUGGAGCUGAGCACGUGA
Molecule: messenger RNA, 1490 nt
Organism: Stegostoma tigrinum
Lineage: Eukaryota; Metazoa; Chordata; Chondrichthyes; Orectolobiformes; Stegostomatidae
Product: protein bicaudal D homolog 2-like
Biological process (GO): regulation of microtubule cytoskeleton organization; microtubule anchoring at microtubule organizing center; protein localization to organelle
Cellular component (GO): Golgi apparatus; cytosol
Molecular function (GO): dynein complex binding; dynactin binding; cytoskeletal adaptor activity
Source: RefSeq, a predicted model, not a curated record